Messenger RNA from Melanaphis sacchari, 1337 nucleotides. RefSeq names its product homeobox protein Hox-B4 (gene exex). Gene Ontology annotation, molecular function: DNA-binding transcription factor activity, RNA polymerase II-specific; sequence-specific double-stranded DNA binding. Gene Ontology annotation, biological process: regulation of DNA-templated transcription; central nervous system development; neuron projection morphogenesis. NCBI's taxonomy places the organism in Eukaryota, Metazoa, Arthropoda, Insecta, Hemiptera, Aphididae. Gene Ontology annotation, cellular component: nucleus. The transcript has 3 exons. The record is from RefSeq and is a predicted model, not a curated record. The coding region runs from base 124 to 1257 and encodes 377 amino acids.
UAGAAACACAUCAAAUUGUUACUGCAGUAUAGUGUUACUUCGCCUAAAACCAAUUUAAUUAAUUAAUUUUAUUAACUAAUUAGUACUUUUAUUAUAAUUACUGAUAACGUAAAACAUUCGAUCAUGUCACAGUCUGAUAUUGAAGAAGACUCGUGCCCGAGAGUACGGUAUUCGGCAAGCCCGUUAGAUUUGAAACAGAAACCUACAAUUGACUCUCCGUCAAAGUCGAAGAAAACUUCAUUUUGUAUAGAAGCGUUGCUAGGCCACCGUGAAGUUUCACACAAGACAUCAUUGACCGCAUCAUCAGACUGUUCGUCUACUCCGUGUUCGAGCCGUAGUGCUUCGAUAUCUCCUGGGCCGGAACAGCAAUUCGGAUAUGAAGGUAAACACAGCGACGAGAACGAUGCAAUUUCGACAACAACAAUGCGAUCAUUAACUUACAAUUCUAACUACUUGAAAUCCGACUUCCCGAUCACUUCCUCUACUGCCGACGUUUUAACCCGUGAUCAUAGACGAAAUGGUGGUUUUGGAUUUAUUCAUGGAUCUUCAGCAUUUCAGCCAUUACCACGUAUAGAUACUAACACCAAUAAUUCACCAAGCUCUACAAUUGCAACAGUUUCGACAGCAACAACAAAUCCUAAUCGUUCGAAUGUUUCUGCUGGGCAAUUACAACAGAUGCAACUUGAGUGGUUUGCUAGAGCAGGGAUGUUUUACGCUGGGCCUAGAUUACAUGAUUUAACAGGACCACAUCCACACACUUUACUGGGGAAAACAAGACGUCCAAGAACUGCAUUCACUAGUCAGCAGCUUCUAGAAUUGGAAAAACAAUUCAGACAAAACAAAUAUUUAUCCAGACCUAAAAGAUUCGAGGUGGCUACAAAUUUAAUGCUCACUGAAACUCAAGUAAAAAUUUGGUUUCAAAAUCGCCGAAUGAAAUGGAAACGUAGUAAAAAAGCUCAGCAAGAAGCUAAAAUAUCUUCGCGAGAUGAUACAGCGUUGGAUAAACGAGGAACCGUAAAUAUUCGAACAUGCGGCACUGGGAGUAAUGAUCUACAAAAUAACUCUAACAUCAGAUCUCCCGAAGAAUCUCGCAUAAAAAUAGAUUGCCCGACAUCCUCCGCUGCCACAACAAUUCAAACUCAAUCCAAUCAUAACUCUACUGCUCAACUAAGCCAUAAUUAUCACACUUUAAACAAUAUUAGAUCACACGAACAAGAUGGAAAUUGCGAGUCGUUAUACAGACCGUACGUAUCAUAACAGACUUUUGAGUAAAUUUGUUUUGUACAUAAAAUUCCGAUCAAAAUAAUAACAACGUUGGUCAUUUUGUAUUAUAGACA